Molecule: messenger RNA, 2610 nt
Organism: Neopsephotus bourkii (Bourke's parrot)
Lineage: Eukaryota; Metazoa; Chordata; Aves; Psittaciformes; Psittacidae
Product: kinesin-like protein KIF18B
Biological process (GO): microtubule-based movement
Molecular function (GO): microtubule motor activity; microtubule binding; ATP binding
Source: RefSeq, a predicted model, not a curated record
CUCCCGCAGUGUGCGAGGUCCGGUGUGAGACGUUGGAGCUCCGAGCGGAGCUGUCCCAGCAGCCUGGUGCCUGUCCCUGCUGCCACCAUGGGGCCGUGCCCCCCGGCCGAGGAGGGCCCCGUGGCUGUCGUGGUGCGUGUGCGGCCCCUGGCCCGCAGUGAGCGGGCGCUGCCCCCGGCCGUGCGCGUCGUUAACCAGCACGGCAUCGUCCUCAGCCCCGCGGAGCCCGCGCGGGGGCCCAAGGGCAAGGACCUGGAGUUUGUCUUUGACCGGGUCUUUGGGGAAGAGGCCACGCAGGAGGAGGUGUUCCAGCACAGCGCCUCCGGGCUGCUGGACAGCGUCCUCGAGGGCUCCAACUGCUCUGUGUUUGCCUAUGGUGCGACCGGAGCAGGGAAAACCCACACCAUGCUGGGCUCGGAGCACAGCCCUGGCAUCAUGUACUUGACUAUGGUGGAGCUGUACAAGAGGAUGGAGGCCAGAAAGCAGAGCUGUGAGGUCCUAGUCUGCUACCAGGAGGUGUACAACGAACAGAUCUAUGACCUGCUGGAGCCCAAGGGACCUCUAGCUAUCCGGGAGGAUCCUGAGCGAGGAGCUGUGGUUCAGGGCCUCUCCUUCCACCAGCCGGCAUCAGCAGAGCAGCUCCUGGAGAUGCUGGCCAACGGCAACAGGAACCGGACGCAGCAUCCCACUGAUGCCAACGCUGUCUCCUCCCGCUCUCAUGCCAUCUUCCAGAUCCACGUGAAGCAGCAGGACUGCCCUGGCAGCCUCCGUCGGGGGCUGAAGGUGGCCAAGAUGAGCCUGGUUGACCUGGCAGGCUCAGAGCGAGCGUCGGUCGCCAACACCAGGGGAGAGCGGCUGCGGGAGGGGGCCAACAUCAACCGCUCGCUGCUGGCCCUCAUCAACGUCAUCAACGCCUUGGCUGAUGCAAAGGGCAAGAAAAGCCACAUCCCAUACCGGGACAGCAAGCUGACACGCCUGCUGAAGGACUGCCUGGGGGGCAACUGCCGCAGCGUCAUGGUGGCAGCAGUGAGCCCCUCGGUGCUGGCCUAUGAGGACACCUACAACACCCUCAAGUAUGCCAGCAGGGCCAAGGAGAUCAAGCUGUCGCUGAAGAGCAACACGCACAGCUCUGACUCCCAUGUCUGUGAAUAUGUGGAGAUGUGUGAGCGGCUGAGAGGGGAGGUGGCAGAGCUGAGGGCAAAGCUUCGUGGCUAUGAGGAUGCUGCCCGUGAGGCGGAGAACCAGGCAGCAGGGCCACAGGCUCCGUCCAGCGAGAGCCCAGGGGAGCUGCCCAGGUUGGAGGAUGGAGAGCAGCAGGAGCUGCAGGCUGGUUUGCCUGUUCAAACGCAGCUGGAAUUGAAGGAGGAGGCUCCAGAGGAAAUGCCUACCAGCAGCCCUAGAGCAUCCCAUCGGGCAGGUCUGCGGCUGGGACUGAAGCAGCCAAGGCUUGGAGGAAGCAGCGCUCUGCAGGGGCUGUCCGGCCGCCGCACAGAGAAGCCUGUGGCCUCUGGCCUGAGCGGCAUCUGGAAGAUCUACUCUGUUCUGAAGGCUGCCAACCUGCUCACUCCUGCCUUGGAGUCUGUGCUGCAGGAACUGGCCCAGCUGGUCCCUCAGGACACUGGUGGGAGCCCUGAGCAAGCUGGGCCCCUGAGCAGGUCUGCAGAGCUCAGCGGGGCCACUGCAGCCAAGAGGAUGAAGUGGAGCUGGGAUGAUGAGGCAUCUGUCCCCGUGUGCGGCGCCCCUGCCAUGAGUUCCACCCCGCAGGGCUUGCGGGAGCCUGCUCCAUUCUCCAGCCGUGUGCCCCUGGCUUCGAGCAAGACUGGGAGGAGGAAGUCUGGGCUGGGCAGUGCUUCCCGGUCGGGACCUCGCCGCUGCAUCAAGGGGGAGAUGCAAGGCCAGCAGGGAUGUGGGAAGGCAGCGGAGAUUCCCAGCCCACAGAGCCCAGGCACCCCCUGGCUGGAAUCCGCAGCUCCAGCAUCCCCUGGCUCCCCGGUGCCACUGGGUUACAGCCCCGAAUCCUGCCCAGAACCCGUCCCCCAGAGCCGUGUGCCCCUGCCUGUGUCAGCUACCCCGAACCAGUGCUCCCCUCCUGCCCAUGAGCUCAAUGUGACCUUUGAGCUCUGCCCGCACAGCAGAUCCCCCAGCGCCAUCCUGCCCGUUCCCGUCCCCCUGUCGGAAUGCUGGGACUGGGAGAAGAGGCAGUGCCAGCAACCGGAGCAGGAGAGCCCCUUCCUGCCUGAAGCCCCCAUCCCAGCGCUGGCCAUGAAGAGCUCCUCCAUCCCCAAAGCCCCUGCGCUGAAGCGGAGCCGAGUGCAGAGCGUCGCCUUCCCCUGCCCGGGUGGGCUCCAGAGCUGCACUGCCCAACUGCAGCGCAGCAGCAAGAGCUGUGUGCAGCCCUCCCGCAUCCCAGAGCCUCGUUGCAGGAGCAGCACCAGGAAGGGCAGGAAGAGGAGGCCCAAAGAACUCACCCCUGCCCCCUGCCCGCACCCCCAGCCAAUGAGGCUCUUGCACUGGUGGCUCCUGGAUCCCUCCCCAUGGCCCUAUCAAAGUUACUGGAUUUAUGUGUCCGUGUCCCCUUUGCCUGAUUCCAGCCUGGAAGCUUCCAAUUAA